CUGGGCUCAAGGAGGAGGAGAGGAAUCCACAAGCCGACACGAUGAGAUCCAAGGCGAGGGCGAGAAAACUGCCCAAAAGUGACAGCGAGAUUGUAAAUAAUAUGUACGAGACCGACCCUGAUCUCCUUGCUGGCGAAAGUGCAGAGGAGGAAACAGAGGACAGUAUUAUGUCCCCCAUUCCUGUCGGACCUCCAUCACCCUUUCCCACCAGUGAGGACUUCACUCCCAAGGAGGGCUCACCUUAUGAAGCUCCCGUCUACAUUCCUGAUGACAUUCCAAUCCCACCAGAUUUUGAACUCAGAGAAUCUUCGAUUCCAGGGGCAGGGCUAGGGAUUUGGGCCAAAAAGAAGAUUGAAGUUGGGGAAAGAUUUGGACCCUAUAUGACAGUACAAAGGAGCACAUUAAAGGAAACAAACUUUGGAUGGGAGCAAAUACUGACUGAUCCUGAGGUGACCUCCCAAGAGGGCAAUAUAAAAAAGAUUGCUGAUGACCUGGGAAAUGACAAGUUCUGUAUUGAUGCUGGCCAGAGUGGAGCUGGGAACUGGCUGAAGUACAUCCGCGUGGCCUGUUCCUGUGACGGGCAGAAUCUAGCCGUGUGUCACGUUAACGACCAGAUCUAUUAUAAAGUUAUUAAAGAAAUUGAGCCAGGAGAAGAGCUCUUGGUGUAUUUGAAGGAAGGUGGUUAUUCACUUGGGAACAUGGCGCCCAGCAUGGAAGAAGAGCACACGUUUCGCUGCGAGGACUGUGAUGAACUUUUUCAGUCAAAGCUCGACCUGCGGCGACACAAGAAGUACGCCUGUAACGCUGUCAGCUCCCUGUACGAGACCCUGAAUGACGAGAUCAAGCAAGAAGGUCUUGGGGAUGGACAGGUCUAUGAGUGCAAAGACUGUGAGAGGAUGUUCCCCAAUAAAUACAGCCUGGAGCAGCACAUGGUAAUCCACACCGAGGAGAGGGAGUACAAGUGUGACCAGUGUCCCAAGGCUUUCAACUGGAAAUCCAACCUGAUUCGUCACCAAAUGUCUCACGACAGUGGGAAACGGUUUGAAUGUGAAAACUGUGUGAAGGUGUUUACGGACCCCAGCAACCUCCAGCGGCACAUCCGAUCCCAGCACGUGGGCGCACGGGCACAUGCCUGCCCCGACUGCGGCAAAACCUUUGCCACCUCUUCUGGCCUCAAACAACACAAGCACAUUCACAGCACUGUCAAACCUUUCAUAUGUGAGGUCUGUCACAAAUCCUACACGCAGUUCUCCAACCUCUGCCGUCACAAGCGGAUGCAUGCGGACUGUCGCACCCAGAUCAAGUGCAAGGACUGCGGCCAGAUGUUCAGCACUACCUCCUCCCUCAACAAGCACCGGCGCUUCUGCGAGGGCAAGAACCAUUACAACCCGGGGGGGAUUUUUGCCCCUGGCCUCCCCCUAACGCCCACUUCCAUGAUGGACAAAUCCAAGCCCUCUCCCAACCUCAAUCACACCAGCCUGGGAUUUAAUGAUUAUUUUCCAUCCCGCCCGCACCCGGGGGGGCUUCCGUUCUCACCUGCCCCCCCAGCGUUUCCUGCCCUCACUCCAGGAUUCCCAGGGAUUUUCCCACCAUCUCUAUACCCCAGGCCCCCCUUGUUACCACCCACGCAACUGCUCAAAAGCCCCCUCAACCACACUCCCGACGCAAAGCUCCCAAGCCCCCUUGGGAACCCAGCGCUUCCUCUGAUCUCUGCAGUGAGCAACAGCAACCAGCCCACCUCAGGGGAGGAGAAAUGUGAGAGCAGCCUGGAAAACUCCUACCUGGAGAAGCUAAAAGCCAGGAACAGUGACAUGUCCGACGGCAGUGACUUUGAGGACGUCAAUACAACCACAGGCACAGAUCUGGACACCACUACCGGCACCGGCUCUGACCUGGACAGUGACGCAGAGAGUGACAGGGACAAAACGAAAGAAAAGAGCAAACAAAUGGAGAGCAAGCCAGAUUUUGUCAGCAGCUCUGUGUCUGCAAGCUCCACCAACAACACAAGUGAGAUCCCUCUCUUCUAUUCUCAGCAUUCCUUCUUUCCCCCCCCUGAAGAGCACCUGCUGCCUACCACGGGAGCAGCCAAUGACUCCAUUAAAGCUAUUGCCUCCAUUGCAGAGAAGUAUUUUGGGCCUGGCUUUAUGGGGAUGCAGGAGAAAAAGAUGGGUUCGCUCCCCUAUCAUUCCAUGUUCCCUUUUCAGUUCCUCCCCAAUUUCCCCCAUUCACUCUACCCUUUCACGGAGCGGACCCUCAAUCACAACUUGCUGGUCAAGGCAGAACCAAAGUCACCCAGGGACCUCCACAAAGUAGGCAGCACCAGCUCGGAGUCACCCUUCGAUCUCACCACAAAGCCAAAAGAGAUGAAGCCAAUCUUGCCGCCACCUAAGGUCCUGCCAGCCCCGUCUUCAGGGGAAGAACAGCCGCUGGACCUGAGCAUCGGCAACCGCAUCCGAGCCAGUCAGAACGGAGGGAGAGAGCCACGGAAAAACCACAUUUAUGGGGAGAGGAAGCUAAUGGCAAGUGAAGUCUUACCCAAGAUUUCCCAGUCUCAACUGCCUCAGCAGCCAUCCCUGCACUAUGCUAAGCCAUCACCCUUUUUCAUGGACCCCAUAUACAGCAGGGUGGAGAAGCGGAAGGUGACAGACCCUGUGGGUGCCCUAAAGGAGAAGUACCUGCGACCCUCCCCGCUGCUUUUUCACCCCCAGAUGUCAGCCAUAGAAACAAUGACAGAGAAACUGGAGAGUUUUGCAGCCAUGAAGGCAGACAGCGGCGCUUCCCUGCAGCCCCUUCCACAUCACCCCUUCAACUUCCGAUCUCCGCCGCCCACGCUGUCCGACCCCAUCCUGCGCAAGGGCAAGGAGCGUUACACCUGCAGGUACUGUGGUAAGAUCUUCCCGCGCUCAGCAAACCUGACAAGGCAUCUGCGGACACACACUGGAGAACAGCCCUACAGGUGUAAAUACUGUGACAGGUCAUUCAGCAUUUCCUCCAACCUCCAGCGGCACGUUCGAAACAUCCAUAACAAGGAGAAGCCAUUCAAAUGUCACCUGUGUAACCGAUGCUUUGGGCAGCAGACCAACUUGGACCGACAUCUUAAGAAACACGAACACGAGAAUGUUCCAGUGAGCCAGCACUCCGGAGUCAUUACGAACCACCUUGGGACCAGUGCCUCUUCCCCCAACUCGGAAUCAGACAACCAUGCACUUUUAGAUGAAAAAGAGGAUUCGUAUUUCUCUGAAAUCAGAAAUUUUAUUGCAAAUAGUGAGAUGAACCAAGCAUCAACUUUAGCAGAUAAAAGGCCAGAAAUCCAGGAUAUUGAUGGCAAUUCCCAGUGUCAUGGAUUAGCAAAUGAGAAAACAGAAGAUGUGGAUGAUGAAGAUGAAGAACUGGAAGAGGAAGAUGAUGACAGCCUGACAGGGAAGUCACAGGAUGAAACGGUAUCACCCACCGCAGAGCCCCGAGGAGCAUUUGAGGAUGAAGAAGAUGAAGAGCCCACAUCUCUCACCAUGAGCUUUGACCACACCCGAAGGUGUAUUGAGGAGGACGAAGCCGGCUUGUUAGAUUUGGAGCAGAUGCCGAAUUUUGGGAAGGGGCUGGAUCUUCGCAAAGCAGCCGAGGAAGCAUUUGAAGUUAAAGAUGUGUUUAAUUCCACCUUAGACUCUGAGACAAUAAAACAGACUCUGUACAGGCAGGCUAAAAACCAGGCUUAUGCAAUGAUGCUGUCCCUGUCUGAGAACGCUCCCCUCCACGCGUCCUCCCAGAACUCUCUGGGUGCUUGGUUGGACAUGGCAGGAGCAGCUUCAGAGUCGGGGACCUUUAACCCCAUCAACCACCUCUGAGAGGUCAACAAGGCACUGGCCAGAGUCCAAGCGAGGAGGCGGUGGUGCUGCAAUUAUCCUAGCAAAAAAUCCUAGCAAGCAGAAGAUGGAUGAGAGGGCCUCAGGGAGUCGUCUGGACUUUUGGCUGAGAAGGAAACCUGUCGCAUCUGACCUACAAGUCCUGCAUUUUUAUCUAUCCGGAGUUUUCAUUUCUAAUUUAUCAGAACGGACGUCUCCAAAACUGGAUAACCCUGAUGCAGCCCUAGGAUUUCACAGUCUAUAGGAAUAGCAUGAGCAAGACACGAAUUGCAACAGUGCAAUCAAAUAUUGGCCCCUCUAAUGUUACAAACCAGUUUCACUGAGCCAGUAAAGCCUGCGUAUCAAUGAAAGCUUGAAACCAUUCGGUAGCAUUUCCUUUCAAUUCAGCUGAACAGCGAAGCAAGAAGGAAAGGGAGCCAGGUGACCUAUCCCUGGUGCAAUUCUGACACAGCCACUGAAGAGUUAUACCAGGGAAGGGUAAAUUCAACCCAUUUAAUUGACGCCCAAAAGCCUUUGAAAUUCUGUGCUCUCACAGAAAUUCCGUCCUAUCCUUUGUUCCCCACAAAACAUACCAGCACAGUGCAAAGCUGCUGGAAUGCGAGCCCACGAUCCACCACGUGCAGUGUCCUGGUUGAGGAAUCUUCAGCCCAGAGCAUUGCUGAGGUUGGGGUUAUCAAGGUGUCAUGCAAAUACGUGGCUCACGCACAUCGGCUGUGCCCUGAACACCCUUCUGUCUCCACCAACACUGCAAGGUUGCGAGAGCUUUCGAUCUCUGCUGCUGCCCGUGAGUCCAAGCUGCUGCUUGGACUUGAAGCAUCGGGAGUGUUUCAGAAAACGCCAUGCUCAGCGAGUCUGUGGGGUGGGAGGACGGGGGGCUGUGGCACUGCCCUGUGCUGGCCUGGCUGCCCCCAACUGAGCUGCUGAAAACACUCAGAAUUUCCCAGGCAGAGAGGUCCCGGGCUGAACCCCCACCUGGAGCGGGGAGCUGUGCAAGAAAGCGUGGGAGGUGGCGAGUCUCGCUUUAUGAAGGGCAAUUGGGACACAUCUUCUAGUUUAUCUCCCAGGGUUUUGUUUAGAGUGACAUCCUUUCAGUGUUGAUAGUAUCCGGGAAUUGUGGCAGAAAUUUUUGACUCGUGCAGUUGUUUUAGUAUGCUGGAUGGUUGCUUAUGCAUCACACACUGCUACUUGGCCUAUAAUUUAAGUAGAAAGGUUAAAAUUUCCUUGCUUGAGCAACCUCAGGGUUACAGCCCUCUAUUCAAGCACAUCACUAAGAAUAGAAUUGUCUCUCUGACUCUAAAUUGCUCACAGGUGUUUUAUGAGUGAUUUUAAAUCACUUCAAAGUCUCAUCUUCGUUACUGAUACAAAGCAGCCUCCAGAAAUACUGUGAUGUUGAUGCUAGUCUACGUUGCGAUUACAAUCUGCUGUGGGAGCAGUGAUUUGCAGGUAAAGCUGAAUUAUGGAAUAAUCAGGAAAGCAAUUAGACCUUGCAAAGGGUACCGUCAGCUACGCAGAUCAAGUUUAGAAUGCGUGUCCUAAGAAUUGUUGCAUUACAGCAUCUAAAAAUUGGAAAUGCUGAGGACUGGACUACUGCUACCACUGAGGGCAAGCACGUGCCUCUGCAUCUCGCCCAUUGCAGUUCUGCGUUGGCAGCUGCGGGGAGUCUGGGUGCUCUGGCAGGCUGGCUCUGUAAGGAUUGCAUCCAAAGCCAGUGAAGCCGAGAGGAGCUUUUCCCAUUUACUUCAGCAUAUUUUAGUGCUGGGUCUGCUUCUGCGAAGUGCUUUGAUCAGGUAAUAACGCCUGCAGAACUGGGUUAAUGGCUGAUUUCAGAGAAGCAGCACGCAGCCGUCAGUGAUCGCCUGUAAGUACUCGAGACGCGCAGCCGCUCUGCCUGCACGGGGUGGGAAAGGACGGAUGGUGGCUCCUGUGUCAUCCAGUGGGGAGAGACGCAAUGGGGAAGCCUCACUCCAGCAAGCUAAAAGAAAGGAAACAGCUACCGGAAUAAAGCGGAGGGUGUGUUAGGAACGAUGCCGUGGCAAUUCGCUCUGCGCCCCAGAGCGCACGUGAGGCUGUUUUCAGAGAGCCGGGAGCCUCCGGCUGUCCGCAGAGGAAAGCAUCUAGGGUGGCUUUGGUACAGAAGGAACAAAAGGUAUAUUAGCAGCAUCAGUGUAUUUUCCAAGAAAAUUUACCCUUCCUUUUUGGUUUUUGACAACAUCCUGUGAAAGUGCCCAAGGCUCUGAGACCAACAGUCAGUGUAACCCGAACUGCUUCAUAUAUUUGCACAAAGCUCUUGGGUAGGUCGGCCCGAGAGCUGCCAAUGUCGAGAGAAGCCAGGCUCUGCGAGGGGCUGGGACGGCCCCGUCCCCGCACAUCUGCCUCUGCUGCUGCCGCAGCACAGCCCUGCCCAGGCGCUUGGCCUUUAAAUUAUUCCCACGGGGGCCAACUGAAAAUAAUAAAAGAAUUGUUUCUUUUCCUGAUGGAAUUUAUUUUAAUCUGUAUAUAACUUGUAAUUUUUUGCUAAUUCUUUUCUUAUUUUAUUUCUUCCUUAACAGUAUUUUUUGCAUUAGGUAUCAUUAUUGUGAAGAAAUAAUGUUAAUAUAAGUACGUAGUGAAGGACCAAAAUUGUGUAAUUAAGGUUGUAUGUUGUAUGAUUGAUAACCAGGGAGUAGGAAGAUGUUGUCCAUGUGCCAAAUGACCCUGACCAGCCCUGCUCUAGUCGCGCUGCCGAUUCUCCAGACAAUCAUAGGGUUUGUUAGUUCGCCUUGACGUGACCGGUGCGUUAGACGAAGGUUUCUCUGUAGUUCCUCGGCCGCUUGGAAAGCAAACGCAGCCCCCACCCGAAAGCCAGCAGCCCCUCCCCGCGCGCCCGGCCACCAAGCACUGGCAGCCCGGCUCCGCAGGGCAAGCAGUGUGCCGGGACAGACCCGGGAGCCGGCGGGUGCAGCCGGGGGGCCGGCAAGUGAUGCCACCGUGCCAGCAAGCCACACCACCAUGCCAGCAAGCCAUGCCACCGUGCCAGCAAGUGAUGCCACUGUGCCAGUAAGCCAUGCCACCAUGCCAUGUCUCACCCAGCAGCCCUUGCUGCCCACCGGCACUGAGGUGCAGAGCCGGGAGCUGGGUGACGUGGUGGUGCUCGCGGGUGCUGCCACCCCAGGAGGGAGCAGCCGACAGAGCCAGGGUGACCCCGCUGAUGGGAUGCAGCGUGUCGGAGUUGGCGGCAGCGCUGGGUCCAUGGCAGACGUGCACUCCGCUGCAGCACCCCCAUGCCCUGCCCUGGGAAGGCCACCGGCUUGCAAGCCCUGAGCUGCGCCAGCUGCUCUCCCCGUGCAUGCCAAGGGACUCAUCCAGUGAGCGCUGGUGGCACUGGGGCCCAUUGCCACGGCCCACAGAAGCACUCGGCCCCGAUGGGACUGUCUGGCCCUGCAGGAUCCUGGACCCCACUCCAGGAGAGCACAGAAAUGUAGCCCGGCCUUACACACGGGGAUAGAUGGGUCCUGUCCCGUUACAGCACGAAAGCCUGAGCUGCAGCUCCGUGGCUCCUGGUACCUGCCUGGAGGAAACCGUACAUCUGAGCAUCUUUCUGAAGGGACCGCAGCAGUGUCUGUCUUGAUGGAGCAAGAUCUGUGGGUAACAGUAAGUGUUUGCGUGCUCUGACCCGAUGUUUUCUUCAUCACUGAAGCAAUCUUUGAAGAGGCUGGCAUCACGCUGCUCAGCGUGAGGAGGGAACAGAGCAGCUGAAGGAGCAGCGAUGAGCUGGGUUCCAAAAUGUCGGCCAAGUACUAAGAAAUGCAAAUGUUACUGCGGGGAUUUAUUUGGGGUGUCUAUGGUCUUCCCUUCGGUAUCCCAGCCCUCCUGUCUGUCUCGUUGUUCCUUCAGAGGCUGAGUUUGCCAGCAGCUCCUCACGCGGCCUCAGCUUGCGCCGUUACUGCCCCGGGGCUCCCCAGGAGCAAGGGCAUCUCCUGCUGCGUGCUGCUGCCCGGGGACAGGGAGGUCCAAUCCAGACAGGGACUGAGGACAUUAAAAAUUAGUUCCUAAAAUCAUGAAAUGAUUUUUUUUUCAUAUUUCCUGAUUAAGUUUUCUUCCUGUUUUCUUUAGCUAGUGUCUGUUUGUUGUAGGAUCUCCCGACUCCUCUAAUUUAGCACUGAUUACAAGUUUUAAUUUUUCCGCAGUUAAGAUAAAUAAACAGAAAGCCUCACUGAA
Molecule: messenger RNA, 8057 nt
Organism: Falco peregrinus (peregrine falcon)
Lineage: Eukaryota; Metazoa; Chordata; Aves; Falconiformes; Falconidae
Gene: PRDM16
Product: PR/SET domain 16
Cellular component (GO): nucleus
Molecular function (GO): histone H3K9 methyltransferase activity; protein binding
Source: RefSeq, a predicted model, not a curated record